AUGUGUCGUAAAAUUUCCAGCGUGAGUUCUUCGACACUACAAGUGGUCACAGCAAUGGAUGUGGGCAUGGUGGCACUGACAUGCAUUGCUGGCAUCGGUUGCGGUCUUUGCAGUGUGAAACCUACACAACAGCUCAAUAUGCGUUUAAGGAAGCUGGACGAAUCUCUGCACUUAUUUCCGAAUGUCGACAAUGAUCGCUUUAUGCCUAGAAUGUUGGCCAUAGUCACACCUACAUUAUUUGGAGCAAUUAUAAGUUACGUCAAUUUAAUUUUGUAUAGAUAUUUUAAAUUUAUAGCGAUAUUUAUAGGUUUCGAUUAUUUUGGGUGGAUGCAGGUUGUGUCGAAACAUGUUCUUGCCGCUACUUUAAAUUGGUAUAUACCAUUUUAUGGGAUUUAUUCGGUGCUAAUUGGAAGUCAUAUUUUAUAUGCGAAUAAUGCUCUGGGACUUGCGAGACGUUUUCGUCGCUUGAAUAAGAUAUUGAAACACCAUUUCUUGUUGGAUGGAAAACGCUGCAGUAAGAUGAAGACUUGGGUUAAUAAUUUAUCAUCUGAUGAGGAAAUUCCAUCACACCAUGAAUUUGAUCGCCUGAGAAAUCAACAUUCCAAACCUACGGUUGAGCUGUUAAGAAUACUGGUCGAUAAUUACGAAUCAUUGUACAAGUGUGUAGAAAUCUUUUCCAACACCUUCGGUUUUGCUGUGCUUUGCAACCUGAUCUCCUGCAUGCUACAUAUCGUCAUCACAGCCCAUUUCCUGAUUAUAGCUUUAAAAAAAUUUUCUAUAACCAUUCGGACUUACUGUCAGAUGAUGUGGCUUAUGCUGCAUAUAUUCAGAUUACUAUUGGUGGUGGAAGCUUGUCACAAGGCGACCGUAGAGUCAAAGGAAACCAUACAGAUCGUUAGCGAAAUCAAGCGCACAACUGUUGAGCUAUCGUUAUCAGCUGAGUUUCAAACAUUUUGGAAACAUUUACAUAUUUACGAUGUAAGGAUUUCUGUUUUGGGGAUCUGUGACAUCAAUAGAACGAUAUUGACGGCGUUCAGCUCUGGAAUUGCUACAUAUCUUUUUAUUGUAUUACAAUUUCAAAAUACCAGAGGCUAA
Molecule: messenger RNA, 1095 nt
Organism: Bactrocera neohumeralis
Lineage: Eukaryota; Metazoa; Arthropoda; Insecta; Diptera; Tephritidae
Product: gustatory receptor for sugar taste 43a-like
Exons: 9
Coding region: 1-1095 (364 amino acids)
Biological process (GO): sensory perception of taste
Cellular component (GO): neuronal cell body; membrane; axon
Source: RefSeq, a predicted model, not a curated record